Molecule: messenger RNA, 5681 nt
Organism: Vespa velutina
Lineage: Eukaryota; Metazoa; Arthropoda; Insecta; Hymenoptera; Vespidae
Product: Krueppel-like factor 6
Exons: 6
Coding region: 2268-3284 (338 amino acids)
Biological process (GO): regulation of transcription by RNA polymerase II
Molecular function (GO): DNA-binding transcription factor activity, RNA polymerase II-specific; RNA polymerase II cis-regulatory region sequence-specific DNA binding
Source: RefSeq, a predicted model, not a curated record
CUCUUCGGCGCUCGCGCGGAAGGGUUUGUACGGUUUGCCGCCGCUCGGGUUUUCACGUCGGUCCCUAGCGGAGUAGUGUGUGUCGAGAGCGCAAAGAAUACAUAUAUCUCUCUGAUGCAGCGCGUUUCUUCUUCCUCCAAAGCCGUCCCCGGCGUCCUCGGUUGCCGUCUCUUUUGAUCUCUCGCGCGGUCGAUCGAGCUCGGUUUUCGCGUCGAGGAAGGAAAGUGAUAUACGUAUAUACACACACAUAUAUACAUAUAUAUAUAUAUAUUUACAUCUCUCUCGACAUAUACAUAUAUAUAUAUAUAUAUAUAUAUAUAUAUACACACACGAAAUAGAAAGAAAUAAAAAAGAAAUAUAUAUAUUAUAUCCACAUCUACAUCUACAUCUACGAUCCAUCAAUAAACAUAUAUAUAUAUAUAUAUAUGUAAAUAUAUACGCGCGAACGCACGCGGAAUUCGGAAAAGCCGGCUUUUCAAAGAGGUAGUGGGGGUAGACGCGAUCCGCGCGUGUCUCCCAGUGUAUGACGUUUACGAGAACGUCGUGAGAGAGAGAGAGAGAGAGAGAGAGAAAGAGAGAGAGAGAGAGAGAGAGAAGGUGGAGGAGAUAUUUAAAAGGAUUAAAAGAAAAACAAGAAGAAGGGAAGCUAUCUCUCUCCAUUUAAUUUUUUUUUUUUGAUGUGAAAACAAUAACAAAGUAAUUGACUUCGUCGUCAUCGUCAUCGUCAUCGUCCUCGUCGUCGUCGUCGUCGUCGUCGUCGUCGUCGUCGUCGUCGUCACGAGGACCGAACGAGAGAGAUUCUUCAUCGUUGUCUGACAAGGGACGAAGAAGAACGAGCACGGCUACUACAACGCUCUCCUAUCCGUCGCCGGCAUUUUGACGUUUGUUUCUACAGUGUCCUUCUCCUUUUCUCUCUCUCCCUUUUUCUCUUUCUCUCUCCCUCUUUAUCGAUCUUUCUCAUUAUUAUUAUUAUUAUUAUUAUUCAUUCCGUCAAACUGUUUUGGUUGAACGUUACGAGAAGAAAGUACAACACUCUCUCUUUUUCUCUCUCUUUCUCUCCCUCUCUCACUCUCUCUCAUUCUCUCUUUCUACUCUUUGCUCUCAGCUCACUGAUUGAUACGAGCCAGGGGCACACUUCUCGUCGCUCGUAUGAUGGAUACUGGCGCGAGUGACUCGUGUACGCGACGCCACUCGAAGCAGACAGAGCGUCGUCGUCGCGUCGUCGCACAGUGAAGUUUGCCCGCGCGUUCUAUCUCUUUCCUACAUCCCUCUUUAUCUAUCUAUAUCUAUCCUUUUCUUUCUUUCUAUCUGUCUGUUUGUCUAUCUGUCUUUAUCCUUCUAUUCCUAUCUUUGUCAUCCUUUUCUGAAAGAGUGCGACGCGUAAGGAAGUGUGUCAGCAUCGAAUAAAUCGUACUCUUGCCGCUCGUGGGAGUAUCGAUCGAAAAGGCAAAGAAGAGGAGGAGGUGGAAGCAGAAGAAGAAGAAGAAGAGGAAACGGAGGAGAAGUAGAAGAAGACGAAAAAGGAAGGAAAAGAGGAAGAGGAGAAAAGAAGAAGAAGAAGGGGAAGAAACAAGCAAGCAAGCAGGAAGAAGUUACCGGGUGUUGUUUCUUCUUCGAUGUUACGCGCACGUGUGCGUGCCGAAACGUGCCGUUCCUAAUAACGUGUAGUAGUAGUUGUUGGUUCGUCUAAAAAAGAAAUAUAUACAUAUAUAUAUCUCUAUAUAUAAAUACAUAUAUAUAUACAUAUAUAUAUAUAUAUCUAUAUAAACGUGCGCGUGAUAAAAAAGAUCCGCGAUUACUCGUGCGACGAUCAGUGAUCGAGCAUCAAGUUUUGGUUAUUGUGCGUCGUAUAUAGUCGUCGUCAUCGUCAUCGUCGUUAUUUUCAUCGUUGCCAUCGUCGUUAUUUCUCGCAGCUAUUAGCUCUAGUCUACAAAGUCCUCCUUCCUUUCUACUUUUCUUAUUGUCAUUAUCUAUCUAUUUCUCUCUCUCUCUCUCUCUCUCUCUCUCUCAUUUUCUUUCUCUCUCCCUUCUUUUUUCUAUUUCCAUCGUUAUCUCCAUGUUCACCGUUGUGAUCGUCUACGAAACUUAAGCAAACUUGUUCUUCGAAGAACGACGAAUAAGAAGGAAAGAGAAAUAAAGUCAACACAACGACGUCACGUAACCAUGGAUAUCCUGCCGAGCGGGAACAUAUUUAGGGAGUUGCAGGACAUACACGAUACCGGAUACUUUUCGGCCCAGCCGUCGCUCGAGGAUCACUGGCAACAGACAUGCUACGAGAUGGAGAGGUACCUGAAGGACGAGCCGAAGUUACAAUCGUACAAAAAGUUGCCCACGGAAUUGGACACAGCACCCUGGAACCUUUUCAGGGCGCCACCUAUUUCGUGGACAGCAACAACCGGCACCGCCAAUUCACAAUUCGAGUCCCCAAUCAAAAUGGAGACGACAGAGAGACGCUUUGUCUGGAGGACAUCAAAUUUGGACCUGGCGAUCACAACCACAAUGGCCGUGAUAGGGAUCUCCUCGAUCGACACCUCGACUCUUUAUCGAUGUCAUCGGCUAGUUCAGCGUGUUCGGCGUUAUCUUGGGAUAGCUCGCCUUCCCUCUCGUGUACGACGCUUAUUCUUAAAAAGGAACCGAGCGAAGACCUAGAGGAGGAUGAGGAACACGAGGAGAUCGAGGAAGAAGAGGAUAGCGGGUGCGAGAGCGAAGGUCAGAUCCUAACACCGCCGUCGAGUCCAGGCUCGGGUCAAGGUCAUUCCAACUCCAGUCACUCGUCGAGCGGUAGUUCGAUGCUCGACGUGCACAACCUCAACCUUCAUGGGACGGGCGGUAGGAGUGCCAUCGUCAGGGUUACCACCAGCAACGCACAGGGCGUCGCGAGACUAAUCUCCAUGACGGCAAAUGGCUUCUCAGCGGUCGCGAGCACACAACACGCGCACACAGGUGCGAGUGCAUCAGCGAGCACGGUAUCCAACAGGCAUCAUGCGAGGAGCCACGAGCACAGCCCACCCGACACGAAGCGCAGGAUACACAAAUGCCAAUUUCCGGGAUGCAAAAAGGUUUAUACCAAGAGUUCGCAUCUUAAGGCCCACCAGAGGACACAUACGGGUGAGAAGCCGUACAAGUGUAGCUGGGAAGGAUGCGAAUGGCGAUUCGCUCGUUCGGACGAGCUAACACGUCACUAUCGCAAGCACACCGGAGCGAAGCCGUUCAAAUGUCGGCACUGCGACCGAUGCUUUUCUCGCAGUGAUCACCUCGCGCUCCACAUGAAGAGACACGUAUAAUCCAUCGUCUCACCGAGCGGUCCUCGAAGCCGCGCGGAAUGGCGACGGUCAACCGAGAGAAACGGCGAUAGAAAGGACGAAAAUAAAGAGAAGAAGAAGAAGAAGAAGAAGAAGAAGAAAAAGAAGAAGAUGAAAAAGAAGAAGAAGAAGAAAAAGAAGAAGAGGAAGAAGGGGAAGAAGAAGAAGAAGAAGAAGAAGAAGAAGAGAAAGAAGAAAAAGAUGGACGAACGAAAAUGGCGUCGUCGAACGUGGCAAAAUGGGCAAGAUCGGGGACAACGAUGACGAUUCGUAGUUGUUAUCGCCGUCAUCGUCAAUGCCAUCGACAUUAUUUCCAACAAAGAGGAUGAGGAGGAGGAUGAAGAGGAGGAAGAGGAGAAGAAGGAAAAUUAGAGGAUUAUGAUGAUGAUGAUGAUGAUAGUAAAGAGGAGGAGGAGGAGGAGAAUCCUCGUAAGUUUUUCGCCUCCUAUCCGAAAAUUCACGUUUGUAUUAGAAAGAGAGUUGACAUAGUUAACAGAGUUAAGAGAGUAAAACAGUAAGAGAGUAAGAGAGAGAGAGAGAGAGAGAGAGAGAGAAAGAGAGAGAAAUUGAGAAAGAGAAUGUGUGUGUGUGCGCGUGUGUGUGUUUGUGUGUGUAUGUGUAUGUGUUUGCGCGCGUGCGUGCGUGCAUGCGUAUGUGUGUUCGCCUUUCGACUUGCAACGAGAGCGAAUCGAACAGCUCGCUUGAAAUUAACGAAGAAGAUUGUUCUUUCGAGAACGUUUCAUUAUACGACAACGCCGUUAGGAUAUUAAAAGAUUAGACGACGUUGUCCUCUAAAACCACCCUACCUUCCUUCGUAUAAAUGGCCGCAACGACGAAGAAGAUAUUAUCCAUUUGUCUUUGUACUACUCAGAGAAAUCAUUCGUCAAAUCUUUUGAUGGCGAUAACGUGUUCUCGAAGAGGAACGAUAUCUCGUUAAAUCUGAAAAUAUUUCUAUUCGUACGUACAGCGUUAGAUGAUCCUUCCUAUUUUUAAAGCAAGAUGAAUAGAAGAAAAAGAACGAUAUAUGUUAAGGGUAGAUCGACGGUCAAGAAAUAAUCAUCGAAUGAAGAAGACACUUUCGUAAAAAAAAGAAGAAGAAGAAAAAGCUGAGGAAGAAGAAGCAGAAGAAGAAGAAAAUGAAGAAGAAGAAGAAGAAGAAGGAGAAGAAAUUUCUUAGAAGACGUACGUUUCCUCCCGCGCUAAGAUCGCAAGAUGAUCUUCGGCCUGAGACCGUCAAUCACUGCCAAUUAAUUACGUUCUAAAAUCCACGCGACCGUCGAUCGUGGAAUGAGAAAGAUGAGAAGAUAGGAAGGAAGGAAGAAAAGUAAAAUGGAAGGAAGGAAGGAAGGAAGGAAACGUGAAUGGAAGAGAUCUUGAUUAAAAAAAAAAGAGAGAGAGAGAGAAAGAGAGAAAAAGAGAGAGAGAGAGAGAAAGGAUGAGAAACGAGACAUUUACUAUUCUUAAAUAAAAACAUCUUGUGUAAGACGGACCGUCUGCCUCUUGCAAAAUGAUCGAAUUCAAUGUAUAUGUACAUAUAUAUAUAUAUAUAUAUAUAUAUAUAUAUAUAUAUAUAUAUAUAUGUACACACAUAUGUAUGUAUAUAUGUAUAUGUACUACGUAUGUAUGAAUUGUAAACGCGUAAUUUCUCUAAUUCAACUACGAUGCGGAUCAGCCGUCUGUCUAUUGAUCGAUCGAUAUCCUACGAAUUUAUUUCUAUUGAACAAUAGAAUCCACACGUAAGUAAGUAAAAUAUUUAGAUCGUCCAACGCGCGAAGACGUUCUUUCGAUAAAAGAGGAAGGACAAUAAAAUUGCAGUCUGCUCUGGUGCCAAACGUUAUUUCCUUUGAACUUCUCAUUUUUUCGCCGUGAAGAAUUAACGAAAAAGAAUGAAACAAAAAGAAAAAAAAAAAAAAAAAAAAAAAAAAAAAAAAAAAAAAAAAAAAAAAAAAAAAGAAGAAGAAAAAACGAAAAAAAAAAAAAAAAAAAGAAAGAAAGAAAGAAAUAAUAAAAAUAAAAACUAAACGAACGUCGUAGAGAUGAUGAGCGCCUUCGCGCGUCGACGCUUUUGCAAUAUAUCGAACGAUCCAAAGGGCCAUAUAUAUAUGUAUAUAUAUAUAUAUACAUAUAUAUAUAUUAUAUUUGUGUAUAUGUACGCAUGCGCGAGAAAAAAAGACAGAAAAUUAUAGAGAGAAAAAAGAGAGAGAGAGAGAGAGAGAGAGUGAGAGAAAGAGUGAGGCGAAGGGAGGAGACAAAUACGAAGCUGCCCGGUAAUCGAAUACGUGAUUUCUACCAGUUUUCGACGAAACCAAAGUUUACCGCGCAGCUAAUCCCGAAUUAACAAUGCAAAUUAUAACGCGAACCUUCGUUGCAAAACCUCCC